AUGGUGCACCACGUGGAUGUCAACCUCCCCUGGAACCACUCCCUCUGCGCCUGCUGCCUCUCGCGCAUCCUCCACCCCGCCACCCCCACCACCUACCAGACCUCCACCCUCAACGCCCUCCGGCUUCACCUGCAGCAGCCUGUGAGUGAGAAAAUCAACCCCUGCCCAGCCAGCCACAACCGGCCGUCCCAGGCUAUCCUAGCGUAUUCCGCCACGGUUAGAGUGCCGAGCGCCUGGAGUAUGACUGGUCCGGGAGUGGGGCGUGGGGGAAGCAGCCGCACUGCGAUUGCCUCUGCCGCUGCUCGUGGGGGUGGUGGCGGCGGUGGUGGAGGCCUAUCCAGGUUUGACGUUCCCUCAGGGCCUCCUGCCGUGCAGUUCAAGUGGAAGGCGGAUUUCGCGCCCAUGCCUGCAGCCGAGGGGAUGCUUCUCGAGUGGAUGGCAGAGCCACGUGUCGGCCUGCUGUGGGACCUGGAUGUGGUCAGAUGCCAGCUGGCACAAGCAGACGUGAUGAGGAUUCGCGAUCUGGCUGAUGCAAGUGGUGUCACACUCUGGCGCCUGCACAUGAGGUCCUGCUACAAUGCCUUCCCCGCCCUGGCGAAUCUGCUGAACGUGGGGAGGCAGAUUGAGGGGGUGGGCGGCAGGCAGGCGGAGAGGCAGGCGAGUAGGCAGACGGGGAAAGGGGGAGGGAAGCAGGGGGGAGGGGGUGCGGAGGAGGAUUGCUUUGGAUCGAUUCUGGUGCAGGUGCUUGGGGUGAAAGGGAAGAAGGAACUGGAAUCCGGGUUUGCUGCUCAUGUGCUGCCUCUGCUGCCGGGGGGAAGACAGGCGCAUGGGGGUAUGAGAGGGGGGGCGGGGAGUGGAGGGGGAGGAGGAAGAGGAGGAGGGACUGGUUUGGUGAAAGGAGAGGAGUGGAGGGAGGGGUUGAGAGGGGUGGAGUGGGAUGAGUAUGUGGAGCGGAUGGGGGAGAUUAUCUCCCAUGGACGGCUGGAGGCUGAACAGUACAGCUGCAGCUGCAGGCAGUGUGGAGGAGACAACGAGGGCGCAGGGGGGAGUGGGGAUGGUGCUGCUGGUAAUGGUGGUGGUACUGCGAGUGGCAUGGUCAUAACUGGCGUUGACCCGACUGACUUGGCUCUCCGGGCUGCGUUCACUCUCUGUGCUCCACGCUUUGCCAUCUACGGCGUUAUGGCGUUUACCGGGGCGUGCAGUAACAGGUACAAAGAUCGCGUGGAGGACGCUGCUGUUGAGGCAGCCAGGCAGCGGCUGGCAGAAAAAGCAGAGAGGGCGGAGAGGGCAGAGGAUUCUGGAAAGGGGAGUGUGGUGGAGGGGGGAGAAGCACUCAACACUGAGAAUAAAGUGGAUGAUCAGCAAUCAGAGAAGCCAGUAGCAGCAGUAGCAGCUGGAGCAGCAGUAGCCGCAGCAGCUUCAUCCCCUUCUCCUUGUCCUGCUCCUCCUGCUCCACCUUCUCGCCCUCCUGCUGCUGCUGCCACCAAUGCAGCAAGCAGUGUUGCCCGCCUCGUGCCAGUCAUAAGUGACCCAGCAGUAGCACUGUUCACGUACCGAGCCGCAUGUAUCCUUCAAUGGAUGCGCGUUCAAGGCCCCAGGCUCAAUCCCCCCAGCUAUUGCACCCGAACCAACCCGGAAGCCCCAGCCCUGGCGCUCCCGCACCCGGCGCACGAUCUCCCAAGCCUGCUGGUCAGGUUUGGCGCCAUCCCCAAGCCUGUGAGCGCGGCGGGCUCGGAGGGUUGUGGAGGAGGAGUUGGGGAGUGGGAGGAGUUUCCAGUGGGCGACAGAGACGCCCUGAAGGCGCAUGGCAGUGGCCCUGCCCUGGGAGGCACGGAAGGGGUAGGAGGGGUAGAAAAUGGAACUCCAGGGCCUGUGAAUGGGGAGUUUUUGGGGGUAAAUACCUUCCAGACAGGCAGUUUCCGGGAUGAUGUGUUUGACCGGGAGGAGAUGCUGAAGGAAUUCAAUGUGGGGGCUGCACAGGGUCUGCAGGAGCAUGGGGCAGUCAGAAGCGCAGCCACCACAGGCGCAGCAGAGGGCGUGCAGGAGUAUCGGGCUGCCAAGGCGCUGAGUGACAGCAGCACGCACACUCCCGCAUUUCCGAACCUCGCGGACCGCGUCGAGGAGUUUCUGAGAAGGUUCUCGCCGAAGCGGCAGGCGAAGGAGAGGCGUGGGGGGCCGCUGGCCCGAGCGAUCACCGACUGGGUGCUGCGACUGAACCUGGUGGGGGCAGAGACUAGCAGCAGCGGUGGCAGCAGCAGCAGCAGCACUAGCAGGGGGGCAAAGGGAGAGGAAAGGGAUAUGAGCUGGGCGGCGCUGGCCCUGGGGGUGUACUCCCCGGCCAAGUUAAAGCCCAUGCUGAGAUCCGCCCGGGAGGUGGAUGCGUUUCUGGAGUUCAUGGCGGCGAUGACCACCCUCACGCCCGCCUGCAACCACUGCAUGGAGUGUCUCAACGUGUUCAAUCGGUCCAUCACCCCCGCCGCCAUUGUUGCCUCCUUCGCCUUCCGCCCCUCCUCGGUGCUCCUGCGCUGCUUCCUCUCGGUCUACUGCCAGCACUCCUCUCAGAGGAGGGAGCUCCUGGACACGCUCGGGAUCCCCCCCUUGCCGGACCUGCUGCCGGACCGGCUCGUGGCUCCUCUUCUCGAAGGCGUGGUGGAGCACAAGCGCCUGCACUUCCUCUACACAGCAGCCAUGCUUCUGAGGACGGAAGAGGAGCUGAGAGAGUUGGAGGGGAGCGGGUGGGAGGGGAAGGAGGAGUGGCUGAUUCGGGAGGAGGUGGACACCUGGCGCAAUGCACUGUUCCGAUCGUGGCCUGUCUUUGAGCUUUCGCGUGAGGCGGCGCUUAGCUGGGCGUGGACUGGGGAGGAGGAGAGGGUGAGGGACUGGUGUGUGGAGAUGAAGCGGAAGGAGCGGGAGUGUGAGAAGAUCAGUAGGUGGAAGGAGAAGGUUUUGGUGGAUAGGAUGCUUGCUGCUGCUGCUGCUGCUGCUGCUGCUGCUGGUUCCACAGCUGCUGGGGGUGAGAGUGAGAUGGUAGAUGGGCUGAAAAUCGCGCCUGCAUACCUGGUGCCGUGGGUGGGGGGAGUGAACCCGUUUGCAUGCCUGCGGGAGAUGCUGCUGGGGGAGACGUGCUACUGGGAGCUCUCGAACGGGCAGCGGGUUGGGGAGCCACUCCAAUCGGCGUUCAACAGGCUGUUCCAAUCCCACCUGCCGCACUGCUGCCUGCCGAGUCAGCAGACACGUCAGCCGCAGGAUGACGUGGAUAAGGCCGACCAAAAGGAUCCGACAGAAGAAGCGAAGCAGGCUGUUCGGUUUAUGGCUGUCGGUCAAGUGGUGUACCUAUCGCCUGAAGCAUCAGCGGAAAAGGCCAAGCUUAAAGCGGGUGCAGUGGUCAAAGUGCUUCCGCUAAAAUCGAGGGAUGCGGGGAAGAAGGAAAAAGCAAACUCGGCAGGUACUGCUGGGAGCAGCAGCAGCAACAGCGGUGCUGCGAAUCACACACCAGCCACGGCUACUGUGUGUGCUCCGGUUAACCCGGAAUCUGCACCGCCUCCUGCUGCUACGCCUGUCGCUACUACUACGCCCUCCCCUCUCCCUGCGUCUGUCGCUUCGCCUGUCGCUGCGCCUGCUUCUGCUCCCGCCUCCGCGCAUGCCUCUGCGCCUAUCGCCGCGUCUACGAAUGGUGGCAACAGCAACACCGUCACCAAUACCAGCAGGCGCGUCAGCAGCAGCCGUCGCAUCCGGCCGAGCAUCACGAGCCCGCUAGACUACGAACCGAUCUCCCGCCCGCACAUGGUGCACCACGUGGAUAUCAACCUCCCCUGGAACCACUCCCUCUGCGCCUGCUGCCUCUCGCGCAUCCUCCACCCCGCCACCCCCACCACCUACCAAACCUCAACCCCAAACGCCCUCCGCCUGCACCUGCAGCAGCCGGUGGAUGAGAGCAUCAAGCAGUGCCCAGCCAGCAACAACAGGCCGUCCCAGGCUAUCCUCGCGUAUUCCGCUACUGUCAGAGUGCAGAGUCUUUGGCUUACGACUGGGCCGGGUGUGGGGCGUGGGGGGAGCAGGCGCGCUGCGCUUGCCGCCGCUGUUGCGCGUGCUGGUGGGGGGAGGGUAGACAUUUCCUCAGGCCCGCCUGCCGCGCAGUUCAAGUGGAAGGCGGAUUUCGCGCCCAUGCCUGCCGCCGAGGGGAUGUUCCUCGAGUGGAUGGCAGAGCCACGUGUCGGCCUGCUGUUGGAUCUGGAUGUGGUCAGAUGCCAGCUGGCAGAUAUGAUGAAGAUUGACGAUCUGGUAGCAGCAAGUGGUGGUGCUACAACCGCUGCUGCUACAGCCGCUCGUGCGACCACCUCUCGUGCUUCCAGCAGCGCUGUCGCUACAGCCGGUGGUGCUACAGCAGGUAGUGGUGCUCCGAAGCACUUCUGGUGGUGCUGCUGGCAGUGCAGCGCGUGUUGGACCGCCUACCGCCGCUGCCUCUCCGUGGUCGUGUUUCUCGUGCUUGUAGCGAGGCUCCCCCGUAUAGUCACACUCUGGCGCCUGCACAUGAGGUCCUGCUACGUCGCCUUCCCUGCCAUAGCAAAUCAGCUGAACGCGCGGAGGCAGAUCGGUGGGUUGGGGGGUAGGCAGGCGGAACGGCAGGCGAGUAGGCAGGCGGGGAAGGGGGGAGGGAGGCAGGGGGGUGGGGAAGCGGAGGAGGAUUGCUUUGGAUCGAUUCUGGUGCAGGUGCUUGGGGUGAAAGGGAAGAAGGAACUGGAAUCCGGGUUUGCUGCUCAUGUGCUGCCGCUGCUCCCGGGGGGGAGAAGGGCGCAUGGGGGGAUGAGAGGGGGGGCGGGGAGAGUAGGAGGGGGAGUGGGAGGAGGGCGAUGGGGAGUCGGAGGAGAGAUUGGUUUGGGGGAAGGGGGAGAGGAGUGGAGGGAGGGGUUGAGAGGGGUGGAGUGGGAUGAGUAUGUGGAGCGGAUGGGGGAGAUUCUCUCCCAUGGAGGGCUGGAGGCUGAGAAGUACCGCUGCAGCUGCAGGCAGUGCGGAGAAAACGAGGAUGCAUGGGGGAGUGGGGAUGGGAGCAGCAAACAUGAAAGCAGUGGCACUGCUGCUGGUACCAAUGGUGGUGGUGGUGCCGCCAGUGGCAUGGUCAUAACUGGCGUUGACCCAACUGACUUUGCUCUCCGCGCUGCAUUCAUUCUCUGUGUGCCGCUUGCUGCCACCGGCGUUCAGGCGCUUACUGGGGCAUGCAGUAACAGGUACAAGGAGCGUGUGGAGGACGCUGCUGUUGAGGCAGCCAGGCAGCGGCUGGCAGAGAGGCUCGCAGAGGGGGCAGGAGAGGGAGAGGGGGCAGGAGAGGGAGAGGCGGCAGCAGGGCAGAAGCUGGCAGAGGGAGACGGAGAACAGGAGGGAGGCGCAGAGAGAAACAGAGAGGAAGGCGAAAGCACAGGGGCGGGAGGAGCAGCAGCAGGAGCUGCUAGCACUACUGUUAGCGCCAGCACGACUGCUGCUAGCGCUGCUGCUAAUUCCCACCUCGUGCCAGUCGUCUGUGACCCUGCAGUGGCACUCUUCACGUACCGAGCUGCCUGCCUCCUCCAAUGGGUGCGAGUGCACGGCCCCAGGCUCAACCCCCCCAGCUACUGCACCCGCACCAACCCGGAAGCCCCACCCCUUGCGCUCCCACACCCAGUGCACGACCUCCCGAGCCUGCUGGUCAGGUUCGGCGCUAUUCCCAAGCCUGUGGGUGCGGAAGGCUCAGCCACUGGUUGUGUUUCGGGGUGGGAGGAGUUUCCAGUGGGGAAUAGAGAGGCGCUGAAGGCGCAUGAAAGUGCGUGUGGAGGCUUGGAAGGGGCAGGGGGAGAGGGGUCAGGGGGACAGGGGGCAGGUGAAGAGGGGGGGGAGUUCUUGGGUUUAAACACCUUCCAAACGGGCAGCUUUCGUGAUGCUGUGUUUGACCGAGAGGAGAUGCUCCUAGAGUACAACGUGGGUGCAGCAAAAGGGCAGCAGGAGAGUGGGAUAGUCACAGGCCCAACAGAGGGCCUUCAGGAGUAUCGAUUAGCCAAGGCUCUGAGUGCGAGCAGCACAGGAAGUCCCGCGUUUGCGUCCGUCCCGGACCGGGUUGAGGAGUUUCUGAGAAGGUUCUCGCCGAAGCGGCAGGCGAAGGAGGGGCGCGGCGGGCCGCUGGCACGAGCGAUCACCGACUGGGUGCUCCGACUCAACCUGGUGGCAGCAGAGACAACUAACACCAGCAGCAGCAGCAGCGGCAGCGGCACUAGCAGCAGCAGCAGCAGCAGCAGCAGCAGCAGGAGCACUAGCGGGGAGAGAAGAGAUAUGAGCUGGGCGGCGCUGGCCCUGGGGGCAUAUUCCCCGGGCAAGUUAAAGCCCAUGCUGAGAUCCCCUAAGGAGGUGGACGCGUUUCUGGAGUUCAUGGCAGCCAUGACCACCCUCACGCCCGCCUGUAACGCCUGCCAGCUCUGCCUCAACGUGUUCAAUCGGGCCGUCACCCCUGCGGCCCUUGUUGCCUCGUUCGCCUUCCGCCCCUCCUUGGUGCUUCUGCGCUGCAUCCUCUCGCUUUAUCCCCAGCGCUUCACCCCGAUGAAAGAGCUGCUAGACACGCUCGGGAUCCCCCCGCUGCCAGACCUGAUCCCGAACCGCCUCGUGGCUCCUCUUCUCGAAGGCGUGGUGGAGCACAAGCGCCUGCACUUCCUCUACACCGCAGCCAUCCUGCUGUCUCGAGAAGGUGCCGUGAAAGAUAUCAUGGAGCAGAUGACGGGAGACGGGGUGGCGAGGAGUGAAGAGGAGUUGAGACAGGUGGAGUGGAACUGGUUGGAUGGGAAGGAGGAGUGGCUGGUGUGGGAGGAGGUGGACGGCUGGCGAAACGCGGUGUUUAGAUCGUGGCCUGUUACUGAGAUGCUGUAUGAGGCGCCGCACAGCUGGGCGGCAACUGGGGAGGAGGAGAGGGCGAAGGAGUGCUGUGCGGGGAUGAGGCGGAGGGACAGGGAGUGUGAGGAGAUUAGUCGGGGGAAGGAGCGGACUUUGGUGGAUAGAAUGGUUGCUGCUGCUGCUGCUGGUAGCGCUGGUGCUGCUGCUGCUGCUGCUGGCACAGCUGGUACUGCUGCUACUGCUGCUGCUGGGGGUGAGAGUGAGGUGGGAGGCGGGUUGAAAAUCGCUCCCGCGUACCUGGUGCCGUGGGUGGGGGGAGUGAACCCGUUCGCCUGCCUGCGGGAGAUGCUGCUGGGGGAGACGUGCUACUGGGAGCUCUCAGACGGGCGGCGGGUCGGGAUGACACCUGGGGCAGGCUCUUCUGCUGCUGCCCCUGCUGCGUCAGACACAAGAGCACCCGCAGGAGGAGCAGGAGGAGCAGGGGGGGGACUGCCAGAGAGCCCACUGGAAGGUGCACAAGCUGCAGUGCCAGCCCAAGUGAUAGCAGAGGGGAAGGGGGAGGGGGAGGGUUGGGAAUAA
Closterium sp. Naga37s-1 is the source of this 7428-nucleotide messenger RNA. The record is from the annotation of a GenBank genome assembly. Lineage: Eukaryota; Viridiplantae; Streptophyta; Zygnematophyceae; Desmidiales; Closteriaceae.